UCCAUCCUCUCUCCCUUUCAUUUCAUUNCAUACAAAGCUCCCUCCAUCUCUAAUGGCUUCCGUAAUUCCUCUGGCCCGUUUUCUUCUCCAUUUAAUCCCAUAAAAGCCAACAAUUCAUUAUUAUUAUUUGCCUCUCUUCCCUUUUCUUUGUUUCCUUCAGAUGAGGGUUUGAAUUGAUAAAAAUCCCAUCUUUAUCCAGUUUUUGCCGGGAAAAAAUGGAGCCCCACUAAAUUCUUGAUUUUGGCGUUUCGAUUCUGAAGCUGUAGUAAUGGAGGGAGCUGAGGGUAGCUCGAAAAAACUCGAUCUGCUUUGCAAAUUCGCGAAAAUACAGAGCGAAUGUCCGAAUAAAGACAAAAGGCAGGGAGAACAAGGAGGAGGAAAAGACGAGGACGAGGACGAGGUUAUGGAGCUGAGCCUGGGGCUGUCGACGAACGGGAGGUUCGGGGUGGACCCCACAAGGAGCAAGAAGCUCAAGCGCGCCUCCUCCAUAGCCGACGCGGCGGCCUUCGCGGUGGGUACCGGCUCGCGCGUCGCGGGGUCCGAGGCGCACGCGCCGCCGCUGUCGAGGACGCGGUCCCUCCCGGUGGAGACGGAGGAGGAGUGGCGCCGGCGGAAGGAGCUGCAGUCGAUCAGGCGGAUGGAGGCGAGGAAGAAGAGGAUGGAGAAGAUGAAAAACCUGAGGUUGCCGAGGGACGCUAAUGGCGGGAAAAACGGGCUGCAGCAUGAGUCUGUUAAUGGAGAUUCGAAUGGUCAAAGGUUGUUAGGGAAUGGGAUUUUGAGAAAGUUUGAGAAUGGGGAUGUUGUCGAGUCGUCAUCUCAAGGGUCCGCAGGGCCGAUGAGGAGUGGAUCAUCUGGCUCCUCUGAUCUAAUUGAAGGCCGAAAACAAAAUGCCGAGGUUUCACCUUCCAGCAAGCAGAGUUCAAACGGGCCUGGGCCUGAGCCAAUGGGCCGGGCCUCCGAGACAGAAGCAAAAGGGGCCACUACCAACCAACAACUCAAGAACACAAUGCGCGACAUGCCGUAUGUCACCACUAAAGAAACCGGGCCCAAUGGCCGCAGAGUAGAAGGAUUCUUGUACGGUUACAAAAAGGGCGAGGAUUUAAGAAUCAUGUGCGUUUGUCAUGGCAUUUUUCUCACGCCCAAGGAAUUUGUCGAGCAUGGUGGGGUCCGGGGUGCUGACGUGGAGCACCCGUUGAAGCACAUUGUUGUUAACCCUUUUCCCCUCUUAUGAUUGUAUUUUUAACAAGUUGAGAACUAUGUAGACUUAGUUCAGACUGUUUUAGACUUUGUUUUUCAUGUCCCUUAGAUGGAGGAGAAGAAGAAAAAGGGUCUGUAAGGGAAAGUUCUGUUGACCCUUUGAGGAUUUGUAGCUCUUUGCCUCUUUCUGUUUUAAUCAUUUGGAAUCACUAUGUUAGGAUUGUGUUUUACUAGAAUUACAUUUAAGUGGAAAAGUGUAAUAAUUGUUAAAAUUGAAAACAUUGUCAAUUGUUGAAUUAUAACUCUAAUGAC
This is a messenger RNA of Striga asiatica, 1509 nucleotides long. The record is from the annotation of a GenBank genome assembly. Lineage: Eukaryota; Viridiplantae; Streptophyta; Magnoliopsida; Lamiales; Orobanchaceae.